Molecule: messenger RNA, 1325 nt
Organism: Pneumocystis jirovecii RU7
Lineage: Eukaryota; Fungi; Ascomycota; Pneumocystomycetes; Pneumocystales; Pneumocystaceae
Product: rRNA-processing protein SOF1
Exons: 5
Coding region: 6-1325 (439 amino acids)
Biological process (GO): maturation of SSU-rRNA from tricistronic rRNA transcript (SSU-rRNA, 5.8S rRNA, LSU-rRNA)
Cellular component (GO): nucleolus; small-subunit processome
Molecular function (GO): protein binding
Source: RefSeq, a predicted model, not a curated record
AUAAAAUGAAAGUAAAAAUACUUUCUCGGCCUCAAUCAUUAGUAGUAGCUUCAAGAGUAGGUGAUCAGAAUCCAAUGCCUAGAAAUCUUGAUCCUGCUAUUCAUCCUUUUGAAAGAGCUAGAGAGUAUGUAAGGGCUCUUAACUCGGCAAAAUUAGAUCGUAUGUUUGCAAAACCAUUUAUUGGACAGUUAGGAAAUGGCCAUAUUGAUGGCGUAUAUUGUAUAGUUAGAGAUCCUCGAAAAAUCAAGACUAUAGCUAGUGGUAGUGGUGAUGGAGUUGUUAAAAUAUGGGAUCUUAUUGAACGAAAUGAGGUUAUAACUAUAAAUGCACAUAAUGGUAUUGUAAAAGGCUUAGCAUAUACUACUUUAGGGUAUCUGCUAUCUUGCUCUGCAGAUAAAAUGGUGAAACUAUGGUCAUUGAAUUCAACAGAUCCUAUCAAUGUAUACAUGGGUACCAAUGCUUUUUCUUCUAUUGAUCAUCAUUAUUUUGACCCUAUUUUUGCAACGGCAUCUACAAAAAUUGAUAUAUGGGAUGAAAAUAGAAGUAAACCUAUUUUUACUAUGGAAUGGGGCGCAGAAACUAUACAAGCAGUGAAAUUUAAUCAAACAGAAACCAAUAUUCUUGCUAGUGCAGGUUCUGAUCGGUCACUUAUAUUAUAUGAUAUAAGGACAACUAAACCUUUGUCAAAACUAAUUACGCAGCUUCGAACCAAUUCUAUUUCUUUUAAUCCAAUGGAAGCAUUUAAUUUUGCUGCAGCUUCUGAUGAUCAUAAUUGUUAUAUAUAUGAUAUAAGGAAUCUUACUUCAGCGAAAAAUGUUUUAAAGGAUCAUGUAUCUGCUGUAAUGGAUGUUGAUUUUUCUCCAACUGGUCAAGAAUUAGUAACUGCUGGUUAUGAUAGAACAAUAAGAAUUUUUAAUGCAAGAGAAGGACAUUCACGAGACAUAUAUCAUACUAAAAGAAUGCAAAGAGUAUUUUCUGCAAAAUUUACUUCUGACUCUAAUUAUAUUCUUUCUGGUUCAGAUGAUGGAAAUGUUCGUCUUUGGAGAGCUAACGCAUCUUCGAGAAUGCAUGUACUUAGUACUAGAGAAAAGACAAAAAUAGAAUACACAAAUGCUCUUAAACAGCGUUAUAAGCAUAUGCCUGAUAUUAGGAGAAUCACUAAUAGUAGAAAUAUUCCAAAAGUAAUAGUAAAAAUGAAAAAUACUAAAAAAGAAGAAUUAGCUGCAUUAAAACGAAAAGAAGAAAACAAAAGACGUCAUACUAAAUCUGAAAAUAUAAAAUAUAUCCAAGAACGUAAAAAACACAUAGUUGCACUAAAAAAAUGA